AUGAUCCGGCUGACAGUCCCAGCGGGAAAGGCAACUCCUUCUCCUCCCAUCGGUCCAGCUCUAGGUCAGAAGGGUCUCAACCUGAUGGAGUUCUGCAAGUCUUUCAACGAGAAGACCAAAGGCAUCAUCGACAAUACUCCCGUCCCCGUUGAGAUCACUGCCUACAGCGACCGCACCUUCGAAUACUUCAUCAAGACCCCGCAAACUAGCUACUUCCUCAAGAAGGCUGCUGGUAUAGCCAAGGGCGCCGACCAGGCCGGCCGCUCCUUCGUGGGCGAGAUCUCGGUCAAGAAGAUCUAUGAGAUUGCCAAGAUCAAGCAGCAAGACAAGCAGUUCAUCUCCCUCGAGCACUGGUGCUCGCAGAUCAUGGCGAGUGCCAAGAGCAUGGGUUUGAAGGUCGUGAGGUAA
Molecule: messenger RNA, 408 nt
Organism: Guillardia theta CCMP2712
Lineage: Eukaryota; Cryptophyceae; Pyrenomonadales; Geminigeraceae
Exons: 2
Coding region: 1-408 (135 amino acids)
Biological process (GO): translation
Cellular component (GO): mitochondrial large ribosomal subunit; ribosome
Molecular function (GO): large ribosomal subunit rRNA binding; structural constituent of ribosome
Source: RefSeq, a predicted model, not a curated record